AAUAUUUUGUUAAUCCGUUGUAUAAAAGUGAUAAUGCCCUCGAAGCCAGUGUUUGGAGGAUAUUUUGGCACGGUUUGGCGACCCUCAACGAACAACACCCAUGCCAAUAUAUCCUCCAAACACCGGCUUCGAGGGCAUUAUCACUUAAGUAAAGCAUUACUAGGACUUUGACAUCUUCUCUCUGUGCAUUCAAUUAAAGUUGAAAAAAUGUGCUAAGAAGGUUGAAACAAUCAUAAACGUGUCAUGAAAUCUUCAAGUCAGAUUUUCUGAAUGCCUAUGUAUUCUCCUUACACAGCUGGGAAUGGGAUGUGUAGUUAUUCUCAUAACACUAGUUAUCAUGCUAUUCUAUACUCUUUCUGUGCUCAAUCCUGUGGACACAGACAAGGUGACCAGAGAGAGAGGUGAAAGAGGACAGACCCUGGUGUUGUGGUUGAUUCAUCGAGGCAGUGGAGGCAGGAUGUGGGUCUUCAUGUGGGCAGCUCUACUCUUCUCUCUGACAGAGAGAGCAAGAUGUCAACAACAGCCACAGCCACCACCACACACAAAAGCAUCACCCUGGACCAUCACCUUCAGUCCAGCAGAGAUAACAGCAGAGAAGGGACUAUGUGCUGUUAUUUCAUGUACUUUCACUCACCCUGAUAACGCCAAGCCUACCACUGCAAUAUGGUUCAAGUGCUCUACAUAUGGCGAAUGUGUUCAGGAUAAAAAUAGAAUUUUCCACUCCAAAAAUCCCUCUAAGGCUCAGGAGGGUUAUAAACAGAGAGUGUCUCUUCUGGAGACAGACCUGACAAAGAAGAACUGUAGUGUGAUCAUCAACGACAUCAGAGAGAAUGACACUGGAGCGUAUCAAUUCAGAAUGAUAGGAGGACCAUUUACAUUUACAUACCCACAGAAAAUGAAAAUCACUGUGACAGCUCUGACCCAGAAGCCCUCAGUGUUGACUCCUACUCUGACAGAGGGAGAACCAGCUACUCUGACCUGCACUGCCCCGGGGAUGUGCUCUGGAACCCCUCCUCACAUUACAUGGGCAUGGAGAGGAACAGGAGACAACAUAACUGAGCUCCAAGAAAAUACCGCCAUACAGGAGAGAGAGGAUCUGGCCAGCGUCACAACAACCCAUUUCUCAAAUUUGACAUUUACCCCCUCAGCUAAGGAUCACAGCACCAAUGUCACAUGUCUGGUGACCUUCAAUGGCAUUGUCACCACUAAGAAGACACUGAAAUUGAAUGUGACACAUGUGAAGGAACCCAAGAUCUCUGGUUGUAACACAGUGAGAGAGGGUGAUACCCUGAAUCUGACCUGCAGUGUUGACAGCUACCCACCAUCAUCAUCUAACAUCACCUGGAGUAAGAAGGGGAAAACAGCUUUUGAUCAGAAUAGCUCUGGACUGGCCACUCUCACCAUCUCUAACAUGACAAGAGAGCAUGCUGGGGAGUAUGUGUGUACAGCUCAACACCCCAACAGGACUCUGACAGCUUCCGCUGUUGUAACUGUGAUGUACCGUCCUGUGAUGCUCAAUGGCUCUGGGUGUGUGGUCCAAGCAGAGGUCAUGACCUGUGUGUGUGUCAGUCUGGGGGUUCCCUUACCCCUCAUUGAGUGGCCAUUGCUGGAGCUCAACACAGAGAAGUACAGCCUCACUACAUCAGUGUUCGGGUCCUCAGUGAAUAGCACCAUCAGCCUGCCUGUUAGAAACCACACCCACAACACCACUGUGGAGUGUGUCAGCAGAAAUACUGUGGGUGUAGUGAGAGGGAAGUUGCAGGAAACGCAAAAAGAGAACCAAGAAAAGCAAGGAGAUGAAGUAUUGGAAGAUAUACUGGCAAUGCUGUCAAACCCAAAAUUGAUUACUGCAUUUGUGAUUGGUGCAUCAUUUACAGCUAUCAUUGCCUGUAUCGUCCUAUGUUUGAAAGGGACAUUUCAAAGACAAAAAGAGAGGAUCCCAAAGGACUCAGACUCCAAAAGCCCUUUCAUGAACCUGGAGAUGGUGGCAUGUGAAGACCAACAGACGGAUACAGGACAGGCUGUGGGGGGCGAACAGACCCCUCUGCAGGUGGAGCUGAGGGAGGGAGCUGAAAAUGGAGGGCCCCAUACCAGUGGAGCCACGGGAAAAUCUGCCACAGGGGAAGAACCCAAAGAAGUGGACUAUGCCAGUAUUGACUACUCCCUACUGAAGAAGAAGACUCCUGAGGAGGCAGAGAAGAAGACCACCACCACAGAGUCAGAGUACGCCAAAAUCAAACGAGAGAAGAAGAAAGAUGGGGAAGAAGAUGAAGGAGAGGGGAGUGGUGUGAUGGAGGAGGAGGAGAAAGAGAACAGCAAGCCAGCAGCAGAGACAGAUGAGGAUACAGCGCUUUACUCCAACGUCAAGGCUAUUAUGGGUGGUUGGAAUAGCAUACAGUAGUAUGGCUUCUAUUAUACAGCCAUGUGGUGUUCUCUCAUAUUCCAGUUUGAAUGAUUUAUGAUAAUACAGAGACUUUGUUUAAUAACUGAAACUACUGUAGUUAAAAGUUUUGGUAAAUGCUUUAUUUUACAGCCCUGUGUCAGAUGGUACUGUAUGUGCCUGGUGCUUGUACAUUUUAAAUAAUAAUAUUUUCUAGUAAUGUUUUUGUGAUGUUUUUCAAGGAAGUGUAAUUUUUCUUUUGUAAUGAUUGUUUUUUGUCAACAUAGAGAAGGACUGACAAAGAUGUGGUUUGGAAAAGUAGAGUGGUCAAACUUUGUCUUGUUUUUCUCCUCUUUCCUUUAAUUUUUGCAUUUCGAUUUGACAAGGGGGUGGGGGAUAUUAGGUAUACUGAACAAAAAUAUAAAUGCAACAUGUAAAGUGUUGGUCCCAUGUUUCAAUAGUUGAAAUAAAAGAUCCCAGAA
Molecule: messenger RNA, 2862 nt
Organism: Coregonus clupeaformis (lake whitefish)
Lineage: Eukaryota; Metazoa; Chordata; Actinopteri; Salmoniformes; Salmonidae
Product: sialic acid-binding Ig-like lectin 11
Exons: 8
Coding region: 302-2401 (699 amino acids)
Source: RefSeq, a predicted model, not a curated record